AUGGCUAAGCGGUUGAGGUAUUUGGGGUUGGGGACGUGGGAGUUUUUGGUGAAUUCGGACAAGAGGCUUUUCUACUUUUUGGAGAUCAAUCCGAGGUUGCAGGUUGAGCAUACGAUCUCGGAGUGUAUUGCCGGGGUUGAUCUAGUGAGGGAGCAGUUGUUGAUUGCGCAGGGGCGGCAAGUGGAGAGUUUGAGGUUCGGAGAGUGGUGGGAAGCAGAAGACGCGCCGAAGAUGGCAUCGAUUCAGCUCAGGCUGUGUGCCGAAGACCCAAGCAAUGGGUUUGCGUUGAGUAUUGGAAAGGUGACUGAUGUGCGACUGCCGAGUGGCAAUGGUAUCAGGGUUGAUUCUCACCUAUCUCGUGGCGGUGUGGUGGGCUCUGACUUUGACAAUAUGAUGGCAAAGAUCAUCGUUACUGCUGCGACGUUUCAGGAAGCAGUGACCAGGGCCAGAAGAGCGCUCGCUGAAACGGAGAUCGUCGGAGUGAAGACGAAUAUCGACCUGCUGCGUGCGGUUGUGGCCGACCAGGACUUCGAGGCAGGGCUAGCUACAACCAAUUGGUUGGAGAAGAAGAUGGAAGUGCUGAUGCAGAAGGGCGAUGCAUUGGGUAAGCAGGUUGAGAUGGCUAACAGUGCCCUGCCUGCACUCUCGCUGGCCUCUGGUGGGUCAAGCGGUAUGGGAUCGUCGUUAGUCAUGCUUCGCAAGGGCGAUGCAUGGGACGUCAAGCUACAGAAGGUCGAAGAGAAGACAAGCACUACACCUGCAGCCCAUCACCUUCGGAUCGAGAAGAUCUCCAGAAACGAGUUUCCAGAAGCUCUGGUGGCGGAAGUCUCGUUUACCUCGCCAGGGUCCAAGCCUCAAGGAUAUCGCAUGAUGGUUAAUAGUACAUCUGCGUCAGCAAGCGCAGCAUCUUCGAGCCAUCGUCGCGGCGAUCCGAACAACAAAGCGCAUGUCACGUUGCCAAUGAGUGGCAAAUUGAUAGAGGUACUUGUCGAGGAAGGUGAUGAGAUCAAGGAGAACCAAGUCAUUGGCUUCGUCAAGCAAAUGAAGAUGGAGCUGGAGAUCCGAAGUCCUCGUGCUGGACGUGUGGCUUGGGCAAUUGAGCUGGAGAGUGAAGAUGGCGAUGAUGUGGCUGAAGGCGUCCUCCUGGCGGAGCUGAUACCCGAGGAGGCGGAUGCUCAGCUUCGCAGUAGACUAUAG
Molecule: messenger RNA, 1197 nt
Organism: Cyphellophora attinorum
Lineage: Eukaryota; Fungi; Ascomycota; Eurotiomycetes; Chaetothyriales; Cyphellophoraceae
Product: Acetyl-/propionyl-coenzyme A carboxylase alpha chain
Exons: 1
Coding region: 1-1197 (398 amino acids)
Molecular function (GO): metal ion binding; ATP binding
Source: RefSeq, a predicted model, not a curated record